This is a messenger RNA of Anolis carolinensis (green anole), 6352 nucleotides long. RefSeq names its product G protein-coupled receptor 146 (gene gpr146). The coding region runs from base 875 to 1876 and encodes 333 amino acids. NCBI's taxonomy places the organism in Eukaryota, Metazoa, Chordata, Lepidosauria, Squamata, Anolidae. The record is from RefSeq and is a predicted model, not a curated record. Gene Ontology annotation, molecular function: G protein-coupled receptor activity. The transcript is spliced from 2 exons. Gene Ontology annotation, cellular component: membrane. Gene Ontology annotation, biological process: G protein-coupled receptor signaling pathway.
CUUGUGCUUUUGGUGCACAAAGGCAAAAGGGGGUCAGGCUAAAUGGCCCAAGGGGUCUCUUCCAACCCUCUUUGUUGUUGUUGUUGUUGUUGUUGUUGUUGUUAUUAUUAUUGCUCGGUGGCCAACUAUAGUCCGGCCCUCCAACGUUCCGAAAGAUCGUGAACUGGCCCCCUGUUUAAAAAGUUUGGGGACCCUGCUCUACUGUAUUGCUAAAUAGCUACUCUGUGUUCAUUUUUCACUUUUAAUUUCCAAGCAAAGCCUCUGUAUAACCUGUUCUCUAUCAUUGGAAAGUUAUAUUGCCCGGAACACAAAUCUGAGUUUCCUAAUAACAGCUUCCUGUAAGAUAUUCCAUAUCCUCAAAGGAAUCUGCCAGCUGAUGGCAAAGCAAUGCGGGGAAACUAGCCUGAAGAAACUGACAACAAAAAAAGUGUAACCCAACACCAAAUCGGAGUAUUCCAGGAACAUGUCCCUUUCCUCCAAUCAAUCGGAAGCAGCCUAAGACUCAGUGGAGUGUAAUGUCAGGAACCACACCUCUUGGAGAUCAGCCUCCCCAUUUCUUGAAAUUGUCUGUAAACAGAGAAAGGGAGGAGCUAGGCACGGCUUGCCAAGAGAAGCAGUAACUUUGUGAGUAAUUUACUAGUGGAAAAACAAGUGCAGCAGUGCACGGGCAGGCAAAGAGAGCACUGGGCUUUGAGUGAUCACAGAGGCUCCCUAUGGAUCCAAAGAAGGAAAAUGCAGCACAUUUGGGCAUGCUUUCUUCAAAUAAAACCUUAUCUACUGGGCAUACUUGGACUUUGGAGUACAAUGGAACAUGCUGCACGAACUGAAGAAAAGCUGGUAACCAGCAAACCUCUCCAGACCUUUUAAUUUCACUAUGUGGAGCUGUGACGCUUUCAAUGGCACCAAAACCACGGAGGACCAGCAUCUCUGCCAUGAGUUCCACCUCGUGCUUUCCAUCUUCUCUCUGCUCUACCUCAUCAUCUGCUUCCCCAUUGGCCUUUGCUACAAUGCCCUGCUGGUCCUGGUCAACCUCUACAACAAAGCAACGAUGACCAUGCCAGACGUUUACUUUGUCAACAUCGCCAUUGCUGGCCUCAUCAUCAGUGCCAUCGCGCCCAUGUACCUUCUGGGACCGGCCAGUACCAAAUGGGCCAUUUGGAGUUUCAACAAUGAAGUCUACAUCACCUUGCUGAUCUUGUUCAACGUGUCAUCCUUGGUGAUAAUGUACUCUACCACCCUGCUCAGUUUGGACUACUACAUUGAGCGUGCGCUGCCAAGAACGUACAUGUCGAGUGUAUACAACACCAAGCACGUGUGUGGGUUCAUAUGGGGGGGAGCCAUGCUGACCAGUUUCUCGUCUCUCCUCUUCUACGUCUGCAAUCACGUCUCCACUAAAAUAAUCGAAUGCUCCAAGAUGCAGAACAAAGAAGCGGCGGACGCCAUCAUGGUUUUUAUUGGUUACAUCGUCCCCGCCGUUGCGGUGUUGUACGCACUUGUGUUGAUUCUGCGAAUACGCAAAGAGGCGACGCCACUGGACCAAGACACUGGAAGACUGGAUCCGUCAGUGCACCGGCUUUUGAUUGCCACCGUGUGCACACAGUUCACUUUAUGGACGCCUUAUUACAUCACACUUCUAGUAAACACUUUAACAAGCAUGCAAGGAAAAGUUAUGGAUGAAAACUACGUCCGAGUAUUACAUUUUACCAAGGGAGUGUCCAAAUUCCUGGCUUUUUCUAGCAGCUUUGUCAUGCCCCUCCUCUACCGAUACAUCAACAAAAACUUUCCACACAAAUUGCGAAGGCUGCUUAAGAAACUGCACUGUGGGAACCAAGGGUGCUCUCAUGAACGCACGGUCGUUCAGCAAGUCAUAACGUAGGAAUGAAUGGAUGCCGUGUGCCAAGCUUCUUCCCCAAGACUCUCUCGUGCGGAGACCACUUUGCCAGGAUAUCGGGGAAAAAAAGAGACAGUUUUAACACACACAGGGAGUAAAGACUUGCGGAAAACUCUACUGAGAAUCUGUGGGUUAAAACUGUUUUGAUUUCUGAGAUUUUCAAUGCACUGAUUCAGUCUCACAGUAUAAGCGUUGUUCUGAUAAUCCUGUCUGGAGAAAAUCACUAGCAGGCCUUACUGAAGGCUUUGACUGAACAUUUAGCACUUUGUAAUCCUGUAGAGUUAAAAAAAGAGGUAUUUUUAUAUAAAAUAAUAUGAUUUUUAAUUUUACGAAGUAGUUUUAAUUCAAGGUGAGGACAGCACCUUUUUAGUUAAGAUCAUCUCCACUAAGUCAUACUGGUUAAAUCGUGUAAGGUUCUAAACAAUGAAGUACCAAGGAUAAUUUUACUUUAAUAUUUAAUUACAUCUUCUACAUAAUUACGCAAUAUUUUGAUUGAAAAGAAACCAUUAUUUGAAUUCUAAAAUUGUUUGCAGAUUUAGUUUUGUUUUAAUGUAUUCGCAUUUUUCUAUAUUUAACAAUGAACCAAAAAGUCCCAAUUUAUCUGCUAUCCUUACUUCGCAUUACAAAACAUUUCAGUCAGUCAGAAGUAGCCACUUUUAAAGGAAAAGAAGUUCCUUUACAUAUUAAAAUGAAGGAGUGCGUCAAAAAGUUUUAAGGUGAAUAUUAACAACCACAGAGUUAAAAGUAUCUAUAUUGCUGUUAUGGUCCACAAAUAUUCAUGCAGACAUACUGCAUUCUUUUAAUGACUGAAUAAAUAUGCUUGCAGUUUUCAAGGUAUUACUACCUUUGUAGUGGGAAAGGGGCAACUUCAAAUAUUUUCAAUAAUAGAAAUUUAUGAUCUAGGCAUUGACUGGCAGGAGAGAUGGGAAAGACACAACUUAAGGGAACCUAUGAGACUGUUUCAUGUAGAUUUAUCGUUUCUGAAAUGCAAUAGUGCCUGAAGACUCUACAAGCUCUUGGGUUUUGUGCUGCUAAAGACCAGGCUUUUUGCCUCCCUGUAUGAUGCCAAUUCUUUCCAUUCUUUCUAUAUCAGAUAUAGCAAACUAGCCUAAACCAGCCUAGGCUAGGAUCCAAGAACAGUGCUCCACAUACAUAUGAACUCAUUUUGGUCUCAUGGUUGUCUCUUAAAAACGUGUACUGGAAUACCCUGCAGAAAGAAUGGAAAAAUCAGUCAACUGACCUGAAAAUGUGAGCAGGCAGAAAUAAUGCCUCAGAUACAUUCAUAAGGCAACCAACAGUAAACAUCUCUGGCACCGAGACAGUCUGCUGACUGCUCCACAAGUAUACAGAACCCACUGUCUAUGAAGAAUCCAGGAACUAAAGUUGGUUCCUCAAAGAAAUAGAUGCUUUCUCUACUUUCUGUGGAUUUUACUUCAGGCACAGGUCAAGCAUCACUUACACAAAAUUCCAGAAUCCAAAACUAUCCACAGGGGUGGCAGAGAUAGUGAGACAUCUUUGCUUCGUGAUAGUUCAGUGUUAGCAAAAUGCGUUUCGUACUCACAAUUAUUUAUUUAAAUGUAUUGUCGAAGGCUUUCAUGGCCAGAAUCACUGGGUUGCUGUGAGUCUUUCAGGCUGCAUGGCCAUGUUCCAGAAGCUUUCUUUCCCGACGUUUCACCCACAUCUAUGGUAGGCAUCCUCAGAGAUUGUGAGGUAUUACAACCUCAGAACCGCUGCGGAUGCCUGCCAUAGAUGUGGGCGAAACGUCAGGAGAGAAUGCUUCUGAAACAUGGCCAUACAGCCUGAAAAAUGCACAACAACCCUAAUUUAAAUACUGUUUAUAAAAUUACUUUCAGGCUACGUGGAUAAGGUGCACAAGAAGUCCACAAAUUCUAGACACCCAACUUAUAUCCGACUCCUAGUUAAGAAGGGGGCGAGACAACAGAAAGUGAGAGAAAUCUACCCCUUGGAAGGGAAAUCCUUGGAAUGGAAUUAUCAUAGGGAAAAGGUGUUUCACAAAUCCUUGUUUCCACAAUAAGCCAUUUUUUUCAAAAUCCAUAAUCACAUGGACAGAAAGUGAGGUGAAAUCUUCUGAACAGAGAGAAAAACAAAUACCACGGGGUUGUUAAUCCUUUCCUCUUCUAUCCAAAGCUCUCUCUUUCACAUACAUAUAUAUGGAUGGAUGGAGUUACACUUAAAAAAUUAAUCUGUUCCAACAUAUAUACAAAUCCGACUUUAGAAUUCAACUACAGAACUUGUCUCUAAACUGGGGACUGCUUGUAUAAGAAGCAAAAUGAAUUUUGUGUUUAGACUUGGAUGUAUCUCCACAAUAAGACAUUACGCAAAUACUGGUAUUCCAAAAUAAAAGACAUGCAAAAUACUUUGUUCCUAAGAAUUAGAGGAUACUCAACCUGUACAUUCUUCUCCAAAGAGCCUGUGUUGUUAUUGACCUAGGUUUCUUGCAGACUAGGGUUUGGAUCCCCCUUCUGACAUGGAAACCAAGCAAACUGCUUCUGAACACAUCUUAAGCCAAAAACAACCUGAAGACAAACAACAACCAGGUCUCCAUGUCUCUGAUUCUGGUUCUCCAAUAAGUAUAAUGCCUCUUUUCCCCCAAGAGGUACUUUUUAUAGUUUAAUUUCCCUGCAUCUCCAUGGCCUAAGCCGAUUUUAAAGAUAAAAAUAAGAAUAUUGGUAAGAGAAGUGAGACUUCUUGAUUUAUUCCUUUCACUGGUAGUUUAACAAUAAAACGUGGUAAGCAACGACCCUGAUCUUUCCUUUUUACACUCUUCAGUUCUUCACGUAAUUCAAAAUGAUAUAUUCAAAGCAGAUUUUGAGAACCGUUUCGCAUGUCUCCAGCUCAACCGUGUGCUCAACAUCUCUGGAUUACAAAAAGCGCUGUUUAUAUGUUUUGCAAAACAUAUCUGCUAAGGACUUCCUUUUUAUUGAAUGAUACACAUUCCUUCCACUACAGGGAGCAGUUAUGUGGCCACACAUUUUUAUGGCAUAGAUUGCUGUCAAGAGAUUCUGAGGGUUGAACUAAAAUAUAUGUACACAGACUGGAAGUGAUGAGCAACCUGCAAACCUAUGGAAGCUCAGAUAUUAAGGGUCUUCUCAGACAGAAAAGGGAACACCAAUCUCUAUAUUCAUCAGAGUCCAUGAAAUCUCAGGCUUGAAGUCACCUAGGCUUUGACAGAAAAGUUGUAUUUUUGCCUCUUAUCCUUCAAGAUCCAGUUAAGGUACAUAGUUCCAAGACCUUGUUAUCUUGUGAUUUGCAAAUACAUCUGCUCCAUAUCAGAAUACGAGGGCUAUCCAGAAAGUAGAUUACGUUUUGGAAUUAAAAAUUAUGCAUGCGCUCAACUUUCCCCCACGCUCGUCCUGGAUCGCUCUUCUAUUUCGCAAAUGCUUGCAAGGAAGGUUAUGGCGACCGUUUUUUGGGACAGGAAAGGUAUGCUUCUUGCAAAACCUUAGAAGAGCGAUCCAGGACGAGCGUGGGGGAAAGCUGCGGGAAGGGUUGAGGACGCAAGCCAAGCGGCAAAGUUUGGUGGGGAAGGACUUUCCAAACUCUUUUAUCGCCAUGACAAGCGCCUAGAUUUCAAUGGGGACUAUGUUGAGAAGUGGUAUUUGGGUCUGGCUUUCAACUGCAUAUGGUGAAUGUUUUCUCCUAUACUUUGUUCAUUUUUUAUUCCAAAAUGUAAUCUACUUUCUGGAUAGCCCUCGUAGAAUGCUCCACAUUAGAAUAGCCUUGUCCUCAAAUAUUUACAAUAGAACCUCUAAGUACAAAUGUCCCAACAUAAGUAUGUUUUAACUUGCAAAUCUUCACUUAGCCUAGAGUAAUGUUUUGACAUAAGAACGCUGUUUUGACCUACAAGCAGUUCAAAAGAGGCCUCUUUGCACCCUAAACUAAUUCUAACAGCAAGGCUGAGAUUCCUAGCCGGAGCAGAAACAAGGCAGAAACUCCAGCUCCAUGCGAUUGCUUUUCUUGAGAAGUCCAGUUUGGAAAUGCCAUUCCAGAGAUUGCAAUCCACCCUGGUGCCUUAAUGAUGAAGAAACUAGUACAGAAAUCUUUUGUAAUAAUUCAGAAAUUUAAGAGUUCCAUUUCAAUGACUGAAGCUUUCUAGUUAGUUUGUAAAUAUGAACUAAACGGUACAGCAUUAUACUACACAUUACUGUAUAUAUGCAAAGAGAAUCCGCCUACUGAUGUAAAAAGAACAAUUUAAAGAAUCUAUUAAAUUAUUUCUGAAGAUUUAUCAGCCAUUUAAAAAUAAGCUUAUUGAGUCCUUAAGGUGUACUGUAGACAGACUUGAGCCUACAAAGAAUCACGACAACAGUGCCAUUAUUAACGGUAUUACUUUCUCUGAGAAAUGAUUCGUAUAUCUGAACAUGCUUUAUGAUUUCUAGGUCUUCUCUAAAUGGGAGAGAUAGUUAUGUCAAAUCAAUAAAAUAAUAAAACUCCUGAACUCUG